Messenger RNA from Habropoda laboriosa, 1020 nucleotides. RefSeq names its product NADH-ubiquinone oxidoreductase chain 5-like. Gene Ontology annotation, biological process: ATP synthesis coupled electron transport; electron transport coupled proton transport. The transcript has a single exon. The record is from RefSeq and is a predicted model, not a curated record. Gene Ontology annotation, molecular function: NADH dehydrogenase (ubiquinone) activity. NCBI's taxonomy places the organism in Eukaryota, Metazoa, Arthropoda, Insecta, Hymenoptera, Apidae. The annotation marks the transcript as partial.
AUUAUUUCAUCUAUAGUAAUUAUCUAUAGAACUGAAUAUAUAAAAAUAAAUAUUUAUUUAAUAAAUAAAUACUUAUAUUUAGUUAUUAUAUUCCUAAUAUCUAUAAUUCUUAUAAUCAUAAGUCCUAACAUAUUAACCAUUAUACUAGGCUGAGACGGCCUAGGAUUAAUUUCUUACUGUUUAAUUAUUUUUUAUAAUAACAUAAAAUCUUACAGAGCAGGAAUAUUAACAGUAAUUUUAAAUCGAAUUGGUGAUUCCAGACUAAUUAUUAUAAUUUGUAUAAUAAUUAAAUUCGGAAGAUGAAAUCUAAUAUUAUAUAAAAUUGAUAAAAUCAUAAUAAUUAUACUAAUUAUUAUAGCCUUUACAAAAAGAGCUCAAUUACCCUUUUCAAGAUGAUUACCAGCUGCAAUAAUAGCACCAACUCCCGUCUCAUCUCUAGUUCAUUCAUCAACAUUAGUAACAGCAGGUGUAUACUUAUUAAUUCGAUACAAACCUAUUAUAAUAAACAAUUAUAACGAAUACCUUUUAUUAAUUUCAAGAAUAACUAUAAUAAUUUCAGGUUUAAUAGCUAAUUUUGAAUGUGACUUUAAAAAAAUUAUUGCCCUAUCAACUCUUAGACAGCUAGGAUUUAUAAUAAGAAUCCUAUUUAUAAAUAUAGAAAAGUUAGCAUUUAUACAUCUAAUAAUUCAUGCAAUAUUUAAAUCACUAAUAUUUCUAUGCACCGGUAGAUUCAUUCACUAUAUAAAUAGAAGACAAGAUAUUCGAGACUAUAGAGGCAUAAUAAAAAUUCAUCCACUAAAAAGAAUAAUUAUAACAUUUUCAAUAUUAUCUCUUUGUGGUUUUCCAUUUCUGUGUGGAUUUUACUCAAAAGACCUAAUUAUAGAAUAUUUUUUUAUCAACAAAAUAAAUACACUUAGAUUAAUUAACUUAAUAUUAGGGACUAUAUUUACAGUAUCAUAUUCAACUAAAGUUUUAUUAAUCUUAUAUUCAAAUAAAUCUCCAAUUUAUAAUAACAUAAAU